UGUUCAAACAGCGAAGCCUCCUCUGAGUUAAGAGCAGAAGGAAAGAAGAGCUAAAAGAAAAAUAAGGUGGAGGGGAAAAGCCAAGAAGCAGCAACAAAAUCCCUCAAGUGAAUUCCAAGGAGGCUACAAAUCAACCGAAACAGAACUCUUUUUUCAUCUGCAAGAAUCAUCUACCACUGCUUCUUUCUUUGACUGGUGGCUGAAUUUUUGAAGCAGUCUAAAUUUAAGCAGUAGCACCCGUGAAAUCAACCUGAGAAAGAAAGGGGAAAAAAAAAACAAAAAACCAGGGAGCUUCUAUUUGCUUGAAAGAGAAUCAACUUUUUACCACGUCCACCGAAAGAAUUGCUCUGCCUUUUUCUAAAGCCCAACCAUCCACCAUGAGUUCUGAGCAAUUGGUGCACGAUGUGGAGAAAGGGAGCAUCGUUGUCCUCCGGGAACCCUCUCCGAAAAACAACCACUGGAAGUGUCUCAGCAUCUGUUCCUUCUUGCUUCUGAUCGGAGCCGUAACCGUCUUUGCCCUCUUGCAACUGGACGCAUUUGGGUUGUCUGAAAAGCAGGACUCUAAACUACAGGGAAAUUCAUUUUCUGAUCAUUUGCCCGCCACAAUGAAAGUGCAAGCCUUGAGGUCUGGAAAACCAGCUGCCCACGCUGUUGCUUCUUCCCAAAAUUCACCACAAUUGAAUUGGACUACAGAUGUGAUUCCUACCAUCCUGGAGAAUGGCAUGCAGUUGAAUAAGACCGAAAACUCCCUUAUCGUGCCUUCUACCGGGUUGUACUUCGUUUACUCUCAGGUUUUGUUCCACAAGAACGACUGCAGCAAAACUCUUCUGCUCACCCACAGCAUCACCUUCUGGUCCUCAGAGUUGAACUCUGAGGUAGAACUGCUAAAAUCCAUCAAAUCUGUCUGUGAAGAGGUCUCCAGCAAUAAAAAGCUGUGGUUUGAAUCAAUUUAUCAAGGGGCCGUCUUCCAGCUGUACAAAGGUGCUCGCUUGUGGGCCAAAACAAAUCACCCUGAAUAUCUGGACUUCACUCAUUCAACGCAGAUUUAUUUUGGGGUCAUUGCUAUGUAAGAAAAGACUUUAUGAUGCCUAAUGACAAUGUCAUGUUGUCAUUCAUGUACUUCAUAUAUCUUCAUUGGGUGGUUUUGUUUUUUUCCCGGCUUACAGAGAGGUCCACAAAACCUAUACGUAGGCAGGCAGUAUUAGCAUCCUUAGUGUGAGUCUUUUUUAAACUGUCUAAACUUUUUUAUUUAUUAAUAUUUAUUUAUUGAGCUUUUCCUAUAAUCUUGAAACUUCAGCAUUUUUUUCCCCCCAGUGUAGGAGAUCCUUGCAAAAAGACACCACACUUUUGCAGACAAUGAAUGCAUACAUGUGUAACAAUUUAGUUGUGAUUUCCCCGUUACGUGGGUUCAUGUCGAUGAACCUGUAUUUGGGGCACUGUAAAAUGCUUGUGUGGCUAUCUUCAAACAGGAUUUCCAGUUCCUUUGUUCCCCAGUCUAGGUUACGAUUUGAAUAUUUACUUAUAUGUACAUAUAUAUACUAUGUAUAUUUGAUAUCAUUUGACUGUGUUGAUUUAAUCAUGUAUAUUACAUGAGUUAUCUGGAAUUUUGGGGAGAGGAUAAUACUAGGCUAUGAAUCCUGGUUUUUUCCCCCCCAGCUAACAGUACAGUCCUAUCCAAAUUUAUUUGGAAAGCUUCUAACAUUCUCUCUUGGAUUGUACUGCUUCAGUCUGAUGUCAGAAAGUCUGACAUUUUUGGUAUUUCAUUGGCACCAUGUAGGUUUUCGGCAGAAAUGCCUUAUGGUACUGUACAAGUUGCCAUGAAAAAAAUAUUUUUUUUAAGUAUAAGUAUUACAAAUAUAUUUUUAUUAUUUUAUUAGGCUUAUUUAUUUAUUUAUGUAUUUAUUUAUUUGUCUAUUUAUUUUGUUCCAAAUCUCUGCUCAGCAGAGGGUGAAAACAUGUAUUGCUAAAGUAAAAUAUACUUUGGUUUCACUCUGUAUUUAAAUUCAGGCCAAGCAAUAAAAUGAAAUUUUGUAAUGGA
Pantherophis guttatus is the source of this 2038-nucleotide messenger RNA. Its product is annotated as tumor necrosis factor. Lineage: Eukaryota; Metazoa; Chordata; Lepidosauria; Squamata; Colubridae. Gene Ontology annotation, molecular function: cytokine activity; tumor necrosis factor receptor binding. Gene Ontology annotation, biological process: positive regulation of extrinsic apoptotic signaling pathway; tumor necrosis factor-mediated signaling pathway; positive regulation of transcription by RNA polymerase II. Gene Ontology annotation, cellular component: cell surface; membrane. The record is from RefSeq and is a predicted model, not a curated record.